CUUCACUAGAGUAUAAAACCAAAGAUCAAAAUACACAGCCCCUUACAGAAAGCAUUUUUGGAUCCCUUGCUGAAUCUUUGAAAUAAGUUUUUCGGUUAUAUUUUCGAAAUGGAUGAUUUUGGAAAAGAAUUGGAUAUGGAAAGAAGGGAUCCAAAUGAUCUCAACAAGCAUGUGCAGACCGCUUUUGAGGACGUGCUCGGUGAACCCGAUGGGUCCCACAGCCCCGACUGCGUGUGGAGAGUCAGUGCUAUGUGCUUCAAGGGAGGUAAAGCUUGCUGUUACACUCUCCUAACCGGACUGUGUGGGAUCUUCAUAGCCCUGUGGUGGGGUUGUGAGUUUGCCUGUAUCUCAUUUGAACAAAUCUGGUGCACCACCCCAUCGCUGAGGGUCUUUGGAAUUUAUCUAGGCUGCCUACAGAAGUUUUUUGGUACCUGUGUAUCCUGUUCUCUGGCUCCAAUUUGUGAGACAGCGGGCUUGUGUUUAAGUAACAUAACUGUUAAAAAGGCUUGACAUAAAAGAGAACAUCAGAUACCUGUGCUGAAUUCUACGUCUGUGAUACAACUGUAAUUUAUUUUAACUGUCCACUCGAGAAGAAGUUUGACGAUGGAAUAACUUGAAUCACUUUAUAUUUCGUGUACAUUCUACAUACACUUCGAAAGACAUCUAACUAGGAAUUAACUUGAAUCUAUGCAUUUUCUUUAAUAAAAUGUCUUUUGACUUUAUUUCAUGUAUUGAAUAAAACUAAUUGUAUUUUCUUAAUUUUUUUUUAUUAAAAAUGGAAUGUAAAACUUUGAAAUAAAGUGAUUUAAAAGAG
This is a messenger RNA of Saccostrea cuccullata (small rock oyster), 814 nucleotides long. RefSeq names its product caveolin-3-like. Lineage: Eukaryota; Metazoa; Mollusca; Bivalvia; Ostreida; Ostreidae. Gene Ontology annotation, molecular function: molecular adaptor activity. Bases 109 to 510 code for a protein of 133 amino acids. The record is from RefSeq and is a predicted model, not a curated record. Gene Ontology annotation, cellular component: caveola; plasma membrane. The transcript has 2 exons. Gene Ontology annotation, biological process: caveola assembly.